UCGCGGAGCAGCCCCCCCACCCCCCCUGCUUGCAGCGCGGCCCAGGGAGGGGGCGUCAUGUCCCAGCGGGUGAGGCGCAAUGGGUCCCCCACGCCUGCCGCCCCCCUCAGCGGAGGCGCGGGCCCCGCGCCGGGCCCCGGCCCCGGGGGCGUCCCCGGGAGCCGCCUGCAGCCCAUGAGGGCCACGGUGCCGUUCCAGCUGAAGCAGCAGCAGCAACAGCAGCAGCAACAUGGCAGCCCCACGCGGAGCGGCUGCGGCUCCGGCGGGUUUAACAACAGCGGCGGCGGUUCGGGACCCCAGGGAGGAGGAGGAGGAGGAGGAGGUGGAGGCGGCGGCGGCGGCGGCGGCGGAGGAGGAGGAGGAGGAGGUGGCGGCGGCGGCGUCAACGUCCCGCGCACCUCCUCGCGCAGCACGAGCCCCACGCGCGCCGGCGCCGGCGGGCCCAGCGCUCGCGCCAGCCCCACGGUGGCCACGCAGACGGGCGCGCCCCCGACGUCCACUCGGGGCACGAGCCCCACGCGGGGCGCGAGCGCGCGGGGCAGCCCUCCUCGCUCUCAGCAGCCGCCGCCCCCCCAGCCGCUCCUGGGCACCGUGUCGUCCCCCUGCUCGUCCCCCAUCCAUCUCCUAGCGAGCGACGCUAUCACAUCCCCUGGUGCCGCCCGGGUCCGACCCCCGAGGCGGUCCCCGGAGCAGAGCCGCAGUUCCCCGGAGAGGAGAAGCCCCAGCUCCCCGGUCUGCAAGGCGGGUGACAAACCACGGCCACCUUCAUCAAGCCCUUCCAGCAUUAUUCGUCGAACUUCCUCGUUAGAUACACUUGCUGCCCCUUAUCUUGCAGGACACUGGCCUCGUGAUAAUCAUGGGCAAUCUGUUCCAUGUAUGAGGGACAAAGCUACACAGACAGAGAGUGCCUGGGUUGAAGAAUACUCUGAGAAGAAGAAAGGAUCCCACAAGCGUUCAGCAUCUUGGGGCAGCACAGACCAGCUUAAAGAGAUUGCAAAAUUGCGCCAGCAGUUACAGAGAAGUAAACACAGCAGUAGGCAUCAUCGGGAUAAAGACCGACAGUCUCCAUUCCAUGGCAACCAUGCAGCCAUUAACCAGUGUCAGACUCCCAUUCCAAAGAGUAUACUUAUUCCAGUGAUUCCUAUCACCAAAUCAACAGGGUCAAGGUUCCGGAAUAGUGUGGAAGGGUUGAACCAGGAAAUUGAAAUAAUAAUUAAAGAAACUGGAGAAAAGGAAGAGCAGCUUAUACCACAAGAUAUUCCAGAUGGUCAUCGUGCACCUCCUCCCUUGGUACAGCGCAGUAGUAGUACGCGCAGUAUUGAUACCCAAACACCUGGUGGAGCAGACAGGGGAAGUAACAAUAGCAGCCGCUCCCAAUCUGUGUCCCCCACUUCAUUCCUUACCAUCUCAAAUGAAGGUAGUGAAGAGAGCCCUUGUUCUGCUGAUGACCUUCUUGUUGAUCCCAGAGAUAAAGAAAAUGGGAACAACUCUCCUCUGCCCAAAUAUGCCACCUCACCAAAACCUAACAACAGCUAUAUGUUUAAACGGGAACCUCCUGAAGGCUGUGAAAGGGUGAAAGUCUUUGAGGAAUGCUCGCCAAAGCAACUUCAUGAAAUCCCAGCCUUUUACUGUCCUGACAAGAAUAAAGUGAAUUUCAUUCCUAAAAGCGGCUCUGCCUUCUGCCUCGUCAGCAUCCUCAAGCCACUUCUUCCCACCCAAGAUCUUACCCUUAAGGGCUCAAGCCAUGGCCUGACUGUCUCCACUGGCAUGGCCCCCACUUUGCUGCAGCCUAUCGCCAUGGCCUCCCUGUCUACAAACCCAGAACAAGACCGGAUUUCUCGAGGAACGAGUACAGUUAUACCACAGACCUCUAUACUCCAGCAAUCAGGACCAUUUGAGGAGGCUGAGGGAUAGAUUACUAUUGCUCUGGGAAACUAAGAGAACCUAAUUGGGAAUAAGGUGUGAAUGAACAUUCCAAAUCAUGCCUCCUUCCAUCAAUUGAGUCUGCCAUCAAUAGACUCCUAAACUGUUUUGGUAGUGACAUGCCCCCAGCUGUCUGUGGUGAUGAUGUCAUGAUGAGCUUCCAUAAGAAAGCAGUACUUGUGACUGCUGUACCCCAUUUGUGAAGUCUCAAACUCAGUUCACAUCCCACUUUUUUUUUUGGCACUGGUUAAAAGAAAAAGGCUGUAUCAUUCUUUACUUUUGGAGGACCAUUUUAUCACAAUGCUUUUUGUGUCCCAAGUUAGACUUUUUAAAGAGCAAACAGAUCCCUGCAAACAUAAUUACCAAAGGGAGAAGUUACUGAUGCUGCAAGAACCAUCUUUUAUAUGAAAAUGACUAUUUUAUAAUAAUAACAAAUGUUAAUUUUCAGAUGCAUAGCAGACAAUAGGAUGUUCAGAAGACAUUUCCUUGGCCACUGUUUUUUUGUUUCCUUUUCUAGAUAUAUGCUAUUCUCAGCUGUUCUCCAGCUGCUGGGACCAAAGGGAUUGUUGAAAUUUUCCAGCAAUCUUAGUCACUUGACUAUGUUCUUCUCCCAACCAACAACAGAUAAAUAAAUGCAUUGAACGUUUGUAUGUAAACACACACACACACACACACACACACACACACACACACACACACACACACACACACAGAGCAAUAUUAGUUCAUUAUGUGAGGUUGUUUUUUGAUGUCAGAAGUUUUGUGCUUUGGAUACCAUCCUUUUAAAAGUGCUAUUCCCUCCUCUACAUUUAAGAUUCCUAUAUACCUUUAUCUGCAUGGUGAAAAAACUACACUCUGGAUACAAGUGCUUUAAUAUGCUAUCAGUGGAGUUUUGUUAGAAAAUCAAUGAGCCAAAAAAUAACUUAACCCCCAUUCUUGAUCACUUUAGCAACAGUGUGUGAAAUCAUGUGAUCUUUCCCCCUUAGCACAAAAAUUUCAUUUUCAGCUCAACCCUCAAUGUAUUGUAGCCCCAAGUGAUCCUAAUGUGGCUAUGCAUGGAUCCCCUCCCUUACUUUCGUGACCUUGCAGUCAGUGUUGUGGAUUGAUUCAGGGCAGAUUGUGCUGUGUUCCGCUGCAGCCAGUGGUCCCCCUUCCUGCCCCCUCCCCAAAGGUCACCUUCCUGAUCCCAGUCAUCUGAGGGUAUGGUUAGGUUUGUUGGUUUGUUUGGUUUUUUUACAUGUAAGGGAAAAAACAGAAAGGAAAAUGAAAAUAGAAAAGAAGUUAAAGAAAGGGGGCUCUUCUCUCAUUGAGAGGUGACCCAAGUUUCAGCUUAGGCAAGUCCUGCGGAUAGAAUCAAUAGCUGCAGGUUAUUUGAUUAUCAAAGCAACUCUUAGAAAAAUUCCAGAUAAGAACAUUAGUGGUUUGUGACAGAGCUUGAGUUGAGGGGCAGCUGUUUUGCAGUGUCAACAUAAAUAAAAACUGAAAGAAGCAUCCUUUUAAAAACUUCGUAUAGUAUCUUAAUAUGCAAUAAUUUUAUAUCCCUACAAAUACUACAGUCAGAAUCCAGUAUUGGGCACUUGAAAUGGAGAAAACAACUUCACUGUUCAAUCAGCCAUAGUUUUCUAAGCUCACAGUUCUGUCCCUUCAGGGAAAAACUGGUAGUAGCAAUAAGUGUUUUCGAAAGACUGUACCAAACUUGUAUUCGUGUUCCUUUCAAACAAUUGGUUGAUUAAAACCUGUUAAGUAAUUUUAAAAUGAUGUGACUUAGCCAUAUGCAUACAUUUGAAUAAAUCUGUUACACAUCAGUUGGUAGGUACAGUAUACUUUGAUACCCUUUUUAUCUGAGACUAAUUCUGAGUAUACUAUAUCUUGUGCAGUUAAGUUUUCAGUUAUUCAAGAGCUAAUCAUCCAGUUGUUAUCUUGAAGCCCCAUUUCUCUGCCAUCUUGUUUCUGUCUGAGAUAAUUCACUGUUCAUUAGCUACUGUACAAAAAAAAAGAGCCAGCGAUAUGAAGAGAUAUAAAACAAAUCCAUCAGCUUGGCUCCUUCUUUGUUAGUGCUUCUGGUGAAAAGUGUAGGAGGAAGUUGAAAUCAAUGGCUAAGAACACUAGAGUUUCUGGGUAAUUUAUGAAUUUUAAUAAUCCUUGCUAUAUUUUACUCUUAUACACCUUCCAUUUAAAAACAAAAUCUCCUGUAUUUAGCAUAGGUAAUCUAGGUUGACUGCAAAUUGAAUGCUUUUACCUAGAUGUAUACCUCUAUCCAGCAUAGACAAUACCUAUGAAUGUUCUACUUCUGCUAAAUCUGAAGCAUUUAAAAAUUACACUUGAAGCAGAUGUUUAAAAAUUAUUGUUUAUAUAGGCUUUGAAUUUAAAUAAAUUCUUAUCUAAUCCUUGGCUUUGAGAAGAAUGAAAAUCCCCAGGUGGAUUACUUCUUUGGCUUCCAAAUUAACCUUGAAUGCGUUCUUAGAUUCUGAGCUUUGGGUCUUUUUAUUUCAUUUGAAUUGAUACAGAACUUUACAGCAAUUGCCAAAGGGCUAAUUUCAGCAUAUAAGCUUCUAUUGUAAACUUGAGAAAAUUAUUAACCAUUCUAACUGUCAGCCUUUCACCCAUCUGUCUCUUUUCAUAGACGUUUGACGAAUUUAAGAUGAAGCUUAACCUUAAAUAUAGUGUUACUAUUACAAUUAAGUUCUUAUGUUUCCAAAAAUACUAUUAAACAAGCAAUAUACAAACAUAAUAGCAGAGGUGGUAUAAACUCCAUAUUCAGGUCAAGGAUCAUGGAUUGAGGGCCAGAAGAGACCUUAGAGGUCAUCUAGUUGAACUCCUUAAUUUUACAGAUGAGGAAACCAAGGCCAAAAGAGGUUAAAUGGCUUAUUUAGAGUCACAUGAUUACUAGGAUGCUGAGCCAGAAUUGAAAUUCAGGUCAGCCAACUCCAAAUCUAACACUUUUAAAAUAAAUUGUACCACUUUUCUGGUGGAGGAUGGGGAUGAGGAGGGGAGAUGUUACUCUGGAUAAGAUUGUCAUUUUCUCUGUGGAUGAACUUUUCUUGCUAUCAGAUAGCUUUCUAAAAUAAAAAGCUACUUUGUUAUCUCUGAACCUGAAUAUGAGAUGGUGUGGUAUAAGGAAAGGGCACAAGAUUUGGAAUCAGAAGAACCAAAUCUGAAUCUAACAACCAUGGUGACACAGUCAACCCCUCUUGAUUGGUUUCUUCAUCUGUAAAUGAUAGUGUUGAUUGGACUAGAUGAUAUCUUAAAUACCUUUCAACUCUAAAUCCUAUGAUCUUGUUCCUGAAAGCUUUCUUGAGAACUUAGUACAUUUGUUUGUUUCUCCCCUAUUAGUAACAUGGCUUAGCAUGAGCACUAAAAUCGGUCUUGACAUUCUACAGGUUUCACAUAGGAUGUUUAAAAAACUUCUGCCUAAGCUUGAAAAUCCAAUUGGACCUUUAAAAUGCUGUGAUAUGAAGAAACUAUUUUGUUCUACCUGUGGAAGAAAUGAGUGGUGAAGCAGAAAGUAUUCAUUUUUUCCAGAAUGUGGAUUUUGCUGGAAGAAGUGAUACUGUUCACAAACAGGUUUUUAUUACCUUCUGUGUAAGACAAAGCUAUUUUUCAUUUCUUUUGUUAAAUGGGACAAAUAAAAGCGCCUUAAGUGCCACCAACAGGCUUUAGAAAAAUUCCAUAAUAAUUAAGAUAUUUGGUUUCUUAAUCCAGUUCUGUCAUUGGUGCUGAAUUUACCAUUAAUAUUGAAAAAAUUUGACCCGGCACUUUAAAACGUAAACCUAGUUCAAAUCUGUUGUCUUAAUAGAUAAGCAGAACGGUCAACAACAAAUGGUACACUGAUGAUGAUGAAAACGAGGAGGAUUUUGGGAGGCACUGGGGAGAUCUUAUUGCAUCUUUAUGUUGAAGGUGUGUACUUAUAAGAAAAGGCAGGGUUGUUUUCCUUGAAAAAUUGUCCUGUACAUUGGUGGUGUUAAUGAUGUUGAAUGUUAUCAUAUGUAUAAAAUGUGUUAAGUGUAUACAUUGUACCUUAAGAAUUGUUGGUGCCUCAUGGAAAAAAGUGGUUUGCUUUUUAUGUAAAGACAAGGUAUUUGUGCAUCUCGGUGGAUUUAACAGAGAUGUUUUUCCUUUCUACUGUUAAAAAAUAUUUCUGUGAAAAUUCGGAUUAUAUUUUUGUUCCAGAAAUAUCUUUGUUGUAUAAUUUGUUGUAAAUGGUAUGAUCUGCAGUGGAUUGAUAUAAAGAAUAGAUGCAUGUAAAAGUAGCAAGAAGAUGAUCCAAUCAGCUCUUGCUUCUUUGCUGCCCUCCCCACUAGCCCCAGGAGCAGAAACACGGCAGGUCUGGGAGCUCUAUAUGUAUUAUAGAUGAAUAUUGAAAGAAAUGUUGGUAAAUGUUAAGAAUUGGGUUGGUUUUCCAAGAGGUGCCAGUUGAGGUGAGUUUGCUUACAGGGUUAUUUCAUUUCACUGUCAGGAAGGCCCUGUGCUUGGAGCUAUUUUUCCAUUGAUAGUGAUGGAUUGUGCUCCACUUUUGAUCAGUAGCCCGUGUUUGCAAGACAGUCAUCUUGGGUUUGGGGUGUAGUCUUUCUCGUAGGGUACAGCCGACCUUGCUAGUGUCAUGCUGUAACCAACUCUGCUGACUAGUCAUAGAUACCAUGAAGUAUCUAACUGUUUUAGUAGUAGAGAAAGCUGGGAGACAUUGAACCUAUGUUAAGUGAUGAAAGAAACCUCCAUAGCUACCAGUGAUAAAAAUAUUAACAGAACUACUUUUCUUAAAAAUUAAAAGCUAAAUAGCAAAAACAUAGUUAAAAAUCAAAUUAAAUAAGAAUCCUUUUUAUUAGCUAGAGUCUAGUAAUACCCAUAUAAUUUUGUUAAUAAAGUUCUUCCAUUAUAAUUUGAGUUACCAAGCUGGGAUAUGGUAGGUGACACUUUUUUUUGUCCUCUUCCUUUCAGUCAUUCAUAUUCCUUCCUUACUCCUCUGCAGACUCUGUAGGAUUAGCUGAGAUGUGAUUUCCAGCAUCUUAAUCUUCAUUCGUCUGUCAUUGUUACCUGGUUUGACAGUAUUAAAUGUGCAAGAAACCUACAUUUGGAAGCUACUGUGGUCAUUUCUCCUUCAGUUGGUAUCUAGAAGCCAUCUCUAAAACACAGUAUGAUAGUUUUCACAGCAGUUCACUGCCAUUGUGACAUAAAAAGUCAGAAUUUUUUUCUCUGGCAAAAAUAAGUUGUCAUUUUUACCAGUAAGUUUUUAAAAAUCUUGAUUUUCACCAGAAAGCUACAUGAGAUUUACAGUGUGUGUUUACAGUUUUUGUUGCUACGUAUAGUUCCUUUUUUCAAAAGUAUAUCUUUGGAUAUGCAGAAAAGUUUUGUUUGGAGCUGUUUUUUCUGUUUACUAAAAUAUGGAUUUGAGACUUAAGUUUGCAAGUUAUUUCUUCUUAGACAUUUUCCAGCCUAGCCACACCCACCUGAUUCACACCCCUUAAAUAAAUUCUCCAGAAUGUCA
Messenger RNA from Phascolarctos cinereus (koala), 7405 nucleotides. It is a transcript of the gene FAM117B, whose product is annotated as family with sequence similarity 117 member B. The record is from RefSeq and is a predicted model, not a curated record. NCBI's taxonomy places the organism in Eukaryota, Metazoa, Chordata, Mammalia, Diprotodontia, Phascolarctidae.